CUCAGGCACCCUCCUUCCCUCUUGUUCCGGUCCCUCCGCUCCUCCUGAUUUCCCCUGGUGAUUUGGCAUGUGAUGUGGAGUAAAGUGAUGAACAAUGGUAUUUUUGCGCUCCGUGAUGGGUUAACUAGUUUGUUUCUGCUGUUGGCCAGUGGUGUUUUGCGAGUGUGUCUUGAGUAUGAGUCGUGUUGGUUGUGUUCCUGUGAUGUGAGGGGUACGACAAUUGUCCAUGCUUGUCUUCUGUGUCGUCCUCUUCUUCUUCCCACCACUCUUCUUCCUCUUCUUCUUCCAGUUCUGGGACAUGUCUCUCGCUUCGUGGUUCUCUCGACCGGGUGAAAUCUCCCGUGUUGUUUUCAAUGGAUUCGCUAAGUACUGUGAUUCCUUCCUUGGUGCCGAGGAUGUCUGGUAGGUAUAUGGAUCUUGACACAUCUCGGAGUGUCCCCGUUGCUCCUCAUAGAGCGGGCAUUCGCGUAUGAUGUAUUUCCGUGUCUGGAAUGUCUC
Guyanagaster necrorhizus is the source of this 498-nucleotide messenger RNA. RefSeq lists its product as uncharacterized. The transcript has a single exon. The coding region runs from base 227 to 406 and encodes 59 amino acids. The record is from RefSeq and is a predicted model, not a curated record. NCBI's taxonomy places the organism in Eukaryota, Fungi, Basidiomycota, Agaricomycetes, Agaricales, Physalacriaceae.